AUGUUUGUAGGAAAGGAAGAUGAUGGGGGUUUACCGUUUAUGCCGGAGAUGAUGUUAGGGCAGAGAUCACGGGACCGGAGACGUGUUUACUAUCUUGCGGUCAUCAAGGAUGUAUUGGAGAUUGCUAAUGUGUUAAACAGCAAAUGGAAGAGGCAAGGGGAAUUGAUGUACAUAAUUACCUAUGACAUUCUUUUUGGACAGGAUGCAUCUCUAACAGGAGAUGCAGAAAAAUAUCUCAUCCUCAGGAAAGGUCCACUACAAUCAGCUCUUGCAAAGAUUUUAGUAAGGAAGGGAGCAAAAAAUGUAGAAGAUUUGAUGGCUCAAUAUCAGAUUCCUGAUGUUAAGAAACCUUGCUUUGUCCGUGUUMAUACUCUGAAACUGGAUGUUGAAACUGCUGUGUGUGAACUAGGCAAAGAGAAUGAGGUAGCCUCUUCAACAUAUGUUCCUGAUCUUUAUCUCUUUUGAUCUAUGAUUACAUUAAUAUAAUUCAUUGUGUCUCAGGGUAAGGCAAGCUCCAUGGUAGCAGUUGCCCUUGGGCCUAAAUCAGGAUGGCAGGUUAUUGAUGCAUGUGCAGCCCCUGGAAACAAAACUGUACACCUUGCUGCUCUUAUGAAGGGAGAGGRAAAAAUUGUUGCUUGUGAACUUAACAAGGAUAGAGUUAAACGUUUGGAACACACCACGAAGUUGGCGGGCGCUGCUAAUGUGGAAGUUUUACACAAGGAUUUCUUGAACUUGAAUCCCAAAGAUCAAUUGUAUUCCAAGGUCCGUGCCAUACUUUUAGACCCUUCAUGUUCUGGAUCUGGGACCGCUGCUGAUAGAUUGGAUUAUCUACUCCCGUCACAUACUUCAGGUGAUGGUGAUGACAUAAGCCGACUCAUCAAACUUGCUGCUUUCCAGGAGAAGGCACUAAUUCAUGCACUAUCUUUUCCAGUAGUGGAGAGAGUGGUCUACAGCACAUGUUCUGUUCACCAAAUUGAGAAUGAAGAUGUCAUCAAAUCAGUCCUACCUCUUGCUGAAUCUUAUGGUUUUCAACUGGCAACCCCAUUUCCAAAAUGGCCACGUCGUGGUCUCCCGGUUGUUGAAGGAUACCUCCAUACUGAAACUUUCUGA
Molecule: messenger RNA, 1110 nt
Organism: Cynara cardunculus var. scolymus (artichoke)
Lineage: Eukaryota; Viridiplantae; Streptophyta; Magnoliopsida; Asterales; Asteraceae
Product: probable 28S rRNA (cytosine-C(5))-methyltransferase
Exons: 12
Biological process (GO): rRNA base methylation
Cellular component (GO): nucleolus
Molecular function (GO): methyltransferase activity
Source: RefSeq, a predicted model, not a curated record